Molecule: messenger RNA, 2018 nt
Organism: Cygnus olor (mute swan)
Lineage: Eukaryota; Metazoa; Chordata; Aves; Anseriformes; Anatidae
Product: cytochrome P450 3A9-like
Exons: 13
Coding region: 1-1533 (510 amino acids)
Biological process (GO): oxidative demethylation; steroid metabolic process
Molecular function (GO): oxidoreductase activity, acting on paired donors, with incorporation or reduction of molecular oxygen, reduced flavin or flavoprotein as one donor, and incorporation of one atom of oxygen; iron ion binding; heme binding
Source: RefSeq, a predicted model, not a curated record
AUGAACCUUCUUCCUUCCCUCUCUUCUGAAACCUGGGCCCUUUUGCUUAUUUUUGUAGCCCUCGUGAUAGCGUACGGAACCUGGCCGUUUGGUUUGUUCAAGAAACUGGGUAUUCCUGGGCCAAGACCUCUGCCUUUCUUUGGGACGUGCCUGGAAUAUCGUAAAGGUUUCUUGGAGUUUGACAAUGAAUGCUUCCGGAAAUAUGGGAAAAUGUGGGGGAUUUACGACGGCAGGCAACCCGUGUUAGCUGUCAUGGACCCCAAAAUCAUCAAAUCCGUGCUGGUUAAAGAGUGUUACUCCACCUUUACCAACCGCAGGCACGUGGAUCUAGCAGGGGUGCUGAACAAUGCCGUCUCAUUAGCUGAAGACGAGCAGUGGAAACGGAUUCGUACAGUGCUCUCUCCAACCUUCACCAGUGGGAAGCUAAAGGAGAUGUUUCCUAUAAUGAAGCACUACGGGGAAAUACUGGUGAAAAAUGUUCAAAAAAGAGUGGAAAAGGACAAUUCUAUACCGGUGAAGGACAUCUUUGGAAGCUACAGCAUGGACGUAGUUACCAGCACUUCAUUUGGUGUGAACAUUGACUCCAUGAACAACCCCAAAGACCCCUUUGUCAGAGAGAUGAAGAAACUGGUCAAGUUUGACUUUUUUGAUCCAGUCUUCAUCGUGUCAUUUGUAUUUCCAUUUUUUUGUCCUCUUUUGGCCAAGAUGAAUGUAAGCGUUUUCCCCAGUGAUGCUGUAGAUUUCUUCAUGAGAUCCAUCUCCAAAAUUAAGCAGGAUCGUGAAAAGGAUACUCAAAAGGGCAGGGUGGAUUUCCUGCAGAUGAUGAUUGAAUCCCAGAAAUCAACCAGUAAUGGGAACAGUGAAGUGAAUCACACACAUAAAGCCCUGACCGACAUAGAGGUCCUGUCUCAAGCAUUCAUCUUUAUUUUUGCUGGGUAUGAGCCCACCAGCAACACGCUUUGUUACCUGGCUUACGAACUGGCCUUGCACCCCGAUGUGCAGCAGAAAUUGGUGGAUGAAAUCGAUACCAUUUUACCCAAUAAGGCUCCUCUCACAUACGAAACAGUGAUGCAAUUGGAAUAUCUUGACAUGACCAUGAAUGAAACCCUUCGUCUCUAUCCCCUCGGGGGACGGCUUGAGAGAGUCUGCAAGAAAGAUGCGGAAAUAAAUGGGGUGACCAUUCCAAAGGGAACCGUUGUUAUGAUCCCACCUUACAUCCUGCACCGCAACCCCGAGCACUGGCCAAACGCAGAAGAGUUCAGACCAGAAAGGUUCAGUAAGGAAAACAAAGAUGCCAUAGACCCAUACACGUACCUGCCCUUCGGAGCUGGUCCCAGGAACUGCAUUGGGAUGAGGUUUGCCCUCCUGAGCCUGAAAGUUGCCAUUGUUGCCCUGUUACAACAUUUCACCUUCCAAACCUGCAAAGAAACUCUGAUCCCUCUCAAGCUGAGCUCACAGGGACUCCUAACACCAGAGAAGCCGAUUAUUCUGAAGUUAGUCCCUCGGACCAACGCCACACCCACAGAGGCGUAAAACCCAGCUGCGCCUGCAGCAGCUCUCCGGUGUCUAAUGAGCACUGCGCUAACAAAGGGAUCGCACAUAACAGGAAAUCUCACACAGACACAGAAGAGCAACUCUAGUUAAUUCUGGAAGCAAUUACUACAUAUUUACCGAAUAACAUAGCUGUCAAAAACGUAACAUGGAUCACUGGGCAGUGACAAUAUACAGCCCCCUUAAUUUUGAUUGCAGAAAUCAAGAAAUAAAUCCAAAUGAGAAGCUGAUCAUCCACUCACUUCUAAGGGGACUUCUCCGUCUGGAGAGAAGGAAUUAUUGUAGCAUCCAAGAGAAACUAGGUGUGAUGGAAAUUCAAAUUGCUAGACCUUGCUGGGCAGGGACGGGUAACUUUCUUCUUGGUGUACUGAUGCUUGAAAUUUUGUGUUAUAAUUGAGCCGAUUGGUGUGAGACUAUAUCCUAGUUACCAAUCCUCUCUUGUGCCAUGUGUUAAUUAAACUAAAGUG